Molecule: messenger RNA, 1573 nt
Organism: Paramecium sonneborni
Lineage: Eukaryota; Ciliophora; Oligohymenophorea; Peniculida; Parameciidae
Source: the annotation of a GenBank genome assembly
AUGGGUAAUACUUGCACGUGUGAAUAAAGAAUUAAUGAAAAUAAUUUGUAUGAAGAUCUAUAGGGUGAUGAUAACAUUUUGCAUAAAUAAUCAGUAGUUGAUCAAUUUGAUGAUAAAUUAUAAGAAAAAGAGUAGGAUCAUUAAAAAGAGUAACAAACAAUUGAUUUUGAUCCAAUUUAACUGAAAUCUUAUGAAAUUGAAGACAAUUGUCCAUAAGGACUUUAACCUUUUUCAAUUCAAGCUUAGGAAUAAUUUUUUGAUCAAUUCCCAGUGGUAGUAAAAAAGUUGCUAUAAAAAUUACCAAAAUUAGAGAUCACAACAAAUUUAUCUCCUAAUUACAAAAGAAUUCCUCACAUUGAUACUCCGUAAUGAAAUGAAUAAUUAAUUAGUUAUUAGUUACUUAGUGGAGAUGUUUAUGUAGGAUAAUGGGCUGAAGGAAAACCAUAUGGAUUGGGUAAAAUAUAUUAUAUAGAUUAAUCUGUCUAUGAAGGAUAAGUAAUUGAUGGAAUUCCAGAUGGAGAAGGGAGAAAGAUAUUUAAAGAUGGUUCUAGAUAUACAGGUUUAAAAUUUAUACUAUAUAUAAAGGUUAAUUUAAAUUAGGUGAAAUAACAGGAAGAGGAAAAUUUGUAUAAUCUAAUGAUGGUUUUGAAUAUAAAGGAGAAUUUCUUUGUGGAUAACCCGAUGGAAUUGGUAAUGAAACUUGGCCAGAUUAAACAACUUAUUAAGGUUAAUAUAAAUUGGGUAAAAAACAUGGAAGAGGAACUUUUAUAUGGGGAAAUAGAAAGAGUAAAAAAAUAGGAAAAUAAGAAUCAUAUAUAGGUGAUUUUAAAAAUGAUUUAUUUCAUGGUUUAGGUAGAUAUGAAUGGCCAGAUGGAAGAAUAUAUGAUGGAGAAUGGGUUGAAGGUAAAAUGGAAGGUAAAGGAGAAUUUAUUUGGCAAGGUAUUUUUUAUUUAAUAUAAUAAAAGAUAAAAGAAAAUAUAUUGGUAGUUAUUUAAAAGAUCUUAAAUCAGGACAUGGAGUUUUAGAAUGGCCAGAUGGUAAAAGUUUAGCUGGUUCUUGGAGAAUGGGUAAAUUAAAUGGAAUAGCUACAUUAACUAUUAAAGGAAAAGUUUUGGAAGAUUAAAGCAAACCAGAACCUGAUAGAAUUUACCUUUCUGAAUGGGAAGAUGGAAAAAGAAUUAAAUGGAUAGAUAAUCUUUCUCCUAGUGCUAUUCAUGGCAAUAUUAGUUAUAAUCGAAAUUUUGAUGAAAGAUUCUAAUCAAAUUCUAAUUAAUAAUAAAUAUCUCAAUAUAAAUAAGAUGAAGUUGUAAUCAAUAAUAAUAGAUAAAUAACAACUAUCUUUCAAUCUGAUGCUCUAAUCAUACCAUCAGAAAAAGUUGAUUAUUAAUUGUUAUAAACAUAAUAACAAUUAGAAUUGAAAUAAAUAUAACAAAAAUCUUUAAAUAGAAUUUCUGAUGAUUCACAAUAAAAUUAAUAAUUAAACUAACCUAAUUAAAUAAUAUAAAACGAUUAACAAUAAAUUAAAUAAUUUAGUGAAGUAAACCAAGAGGAAUAAAAACUCGAUUAAAUUUGA